Messenger RNA from Spirodela intermedia, 1623 nucleotides. Lineage: Eukaryota; Viridiplantae; Streptophyta; Magnoliopsida; Alismatales; Araceae. The record is from the annotation of a GenBank genome assembly.
AUGGAGGUGAUCUCCUUCUCGUACGCCGUCCCGCUGGUAGUCCUGGCGGCGACCGUCGUCUUCCUGGUCGUUAAGCUCGCUGACCGGCCAUUCAAUGGGCGUCGGCCACCGGGGCCGGCGGCGCUGCCAAUCAUCGGGCACCUACAUCUGCUCGAUCGGAAGGUUCACCAGUCGUUCGACAAGCUCUGUAAGAAGUAUGGGCCGGUCAUCAGUCUCCGCUUCGGCUCCACCCACGCCAUCGUUGUCUCCACUGUGGAGGCGGCGGCGGAGUUCUUCAAGAACCACGACCUGGUCUUCGGGAACCGCCCCCAGUCGCGGGCCUCCCGCCGGUUCGCUUACGACUCCGCCGGCUUUGCGUUCGCGCCCUAUGGUGCCUACUGGCGUUUCGUGAAGAAGCUGGCGAUAACGGAGCUGCUCAGCGCGCGGACGGUGGAGCAGCUCCUGCCGCUGCGGCGCCAGGAGCUGGUGGACCUCCUGGGAAGGCUACUGCAGGCGGCGGAGCGGAAGGUGAAGGUGGACGUGAGUCACGAGCUGAUCAAGAUGACCAACAACACAGUCGCGCGCAUGGCCACGGGGCGGACCUGCGCGCCGGCGGAGGGGGAGAGCGGAGACCCGGAGGAAUCGAUGAAGCUGGUGAAGCAGGUGGCGGAGCUGAUAGGAUCCUUCAACCUUAGCGACCACGUAUGGCUGCCCCGAGGGUGGGAUCUGCAGGGGUGCAACCGCCGCAUCGAGGACGUCCUCCACCGGUACGACACCAUGAUGGAGAGGAUCAUCAAGCAGAAGGAGGCGACGCGGGGGGCGAGGAGGGGCGGCGGCGCCACCCUGGAUCUACUGGACAUCCUUCUCGACUUGUCGGAGAACAAGGGCGCCAACAUCAAGCUCACCAGGGAGAACAUCAAGGGGAUUAUUCUGGUUAGCGGCCCUCGCUAUAUUGCAUAGUAUGUAUAAAGUUUUACUACUACCAUAUAACACUAAAGCUACUCUUCCGUGCAGGACAUCUUAGUGGCGGGAUCAGACUCGUCGGCCGUGACGUUGGAGUGGGCGCUGACGGAGCUCAUCAACCACCCGGAGAUGCUUCAGAAAGCUCGGGAGGAGGUGGACAGGGUGGUCGGCCGGGAGAGACUGGUGGAGGAAGCUGACAUCUCCGGGCUCCCCUACGUGCAGGCGGUGAUCAGGGAGACCCUCCGUCUCCACCCGGCUGCGGCCUUCGUCUCCCGCGAGUCCCGCAAGGACACCACCAUCUAUGGCUACAACAUCCCCGCAGGGACCAGCCUCUUUGUCAACAUCUGGUCCCUGGGGAAGGAUCCAAGCCAGUGGGACGACCCGCUGGAGUUCCGCCCGGAGAGGUUCUUCUCCAGUGCUGACGAUGGCCAGGAGCUGAAGCAGCAGCAGCUCCGCUCCCUGCCGUUCGGCGGCGGGCGGCGGAUCUGCCCCGGGGCUGGGCUGGCACAGCAGGUGGUGCACACGGCUCUGACGGCGCUGUUGCAGUGCUUCGACUGGCAACACGUCGGGAGGCAGGACCUGGAGGAGGGGAUUGGGCUUGUCGUUGCCAGGGCUAAUCCACUGGUCUGCGUCCCCGUGGCCCGGUCCAAUCCAAUGCCGGCCAACCGUAUGGGAUUCUAG